AUGAUGUACGCCCAUGGAAUAGAUUUAUGUGAUGAAGAAGAUUUUCGAAAAUCACUGGCAAAUACAUUUGAAGCUGUCCUUGCUGCUUUAUACUUGGAUGCGGGGAUAGAAGAAUGCGACCGCAUUUUUGCCAAUGCCAUGUUCGGGGACGAAACAUCGGUGAAAGAUCUGUGGUUAAAUGUUCCCGAACAUCCUUUGAAGAUUGAACAACCAGAAGGGGAUCGUAUGCUGAUAGCAAGUACGGAGGAGUUGACUGAUUUAACUGAUCUUGAGAACAUUCUCGGAUUCAAAUUCCAAAAUAUUCGAUUGUUGGCGAAAGCGUUGACACGUAGAAACGUCCCCUAUAACACACUUACAUGUGGCAACAACCAACGGUUGGAGUGGCUUGGUGAUGCAGUGUUGCAGUUGAUCAUAUCUGACUAUCUUUAUCACCAUUUUCCUAACCAUCACGAGGGUCAUCUUUCGCUUCUCAGAACUUGUCUGGUUUGCAACGAGACUCAGUCUCAAAUUUGCGAGGAUCUCGGAUUGCACUAUUUCAUUAUUGAACCACCUGGUGGUGGUUCGCGCACCCUUGAACUUAGUUUAAAGGACAAAGCCGAUCUCGUGGAAGGUUUGUUGCAAUUAAUCUUACCUAGAAACAACAUAGAUCUUUUUAUUUUCAGCUCUUAUCGGGGCCAUCUUCGUUGA
Messenger RNA from Strongylus vulgaris, 687 nucleotides. The record is from the annotation of a GenBank genome assembly. NCBI's taxonomy places the organism in Eukaryota, Metazoa, Nematoda, Chromadorea, Rhabditida, Strongylidae.